Molecule: messenger RNA, 3126 nt
Organism: Orycteropus afer afer
Lineage: Eukaryota; Metazoa; Chordata; Mammalia; Tubulidentata; Orycteropodidae
Gene: PLEKHM1
Product: pleckstrin homology and RUN domain containing M1
Source: RefSeq, a predicted model, not a curated record
AAGAAGAAGCUGGUGGGAUCAGUAAAGGCUUUGCAGAAACAGUACGUGUCCUCAGACACGGUGGUCACCAGUGAAGAUGGAGAUGCCAACACCAUGUGCAGUGCCCUGGAAGCUGUGUUUAUCCAUGGGCUGCAUGCCAAGCACAUCCGAGCGGAGGCCGGUGGAAAGAGGAAGAAAAGUGCCCACCAGAAGCCUCUGCCUCAGCCUGUCUUCUGGCCUCUCCUGAAGGCUGUCACCCACAAACACAUCAUCUCAGAGUUGGAGCACCUGAUCUUUGUCAACACGGAUGUGGGCCGUUGCCGGGCCUGGCUUCGACUGGCCCUCAAUGAUGGACUGAUGGAGUGCUACCUGAAACUGCUUCUCCAGGAGCAAGCCCGGUUGUGCGAGUACUAUCAGCCCACAGCCCUGCUUCCAGAUGCUGAGGAGGGCGAGUUUCUCCUUAGCUUCCUGCAGGGACUAACGUCUCUGUCCUUUGAACUCUCCUACAAGUCUGCCAUCUUAAAUGAGUGGACACUCACCCCAUUGGCCCUCUCUGGGCUUUGCCCACUCUCUGAGCUCGACCCUGUCACUACCUCUGGUGCAGAACUACAGCGGAAGGAGUCUCUGGAUUCAAUUUCCCAUUCCUCGGGCUCAGAGGACAUUGAAGUCCAGCACUCAGGCCAUAAGAUCCAACGGAACAGGAAGCUCACUGCCUCCUCCCUCAGCCUUGACACGGCCAGUUCAUCCCAGCUGUCCUGCAGCCUGGACUCUGUUAGCUGCCUACUCCAAGAAAAAGGCUCCAAGAGUCCAGACCGUUCUGAGGAGCCCAUGUCCUAUGACUCAGACCUGGGGCCAGCAAAUGCUGAUGAUGCAGACCAGUCUCUGCAAAAGGUGUUGUCAGAAUUCAGCAAAGCCCAGGUAAACUCUGUGCCAACCAGCGGACUGAGCCGAGAAGCCGAGACUUCUGCUCUCCAGGCCUCACUCUCACUCUGGGGCCUUGACACCAGUGCACGCCUGAAUUGUGGUGUGUCUGCUGAGCCCCUCCCUGCCCAGGCAUGCUCUCGGACUCCAGAUGGUGACCACAAGCAGAUGUCUGGCACUCUGGGCUUGCUGCAGCUGGACACUGCCCAAACUGCCCCUCCAGGGGACACUUCAGCCCAGAAACCUUCUGGUCCUAUGAGAGAGAAGACCAGGGCAAUCCGCCAAGGAAGUGGCCCAGAGAAGCCUCUAGAGGGUGACAGAGGUGGACUGAACCUUGUGGUUUCCUCGCCUACCAGUCCGAAAAGCAAGAGCUGGAUCUCAGAAGAUGAUUUCUACCGGCCUUCCCAGGAGCCACCCCCAGAGAGCCUUUCAGAUCACUGCACAGCUUCAUCCAAAGAGACUCCAGAGUCAAGGCCUCGUCUCCACAGGCAUUUUUCUCAAGGGCCAAGAAAAAGCCACUCCAUGGGGGCCUUAGACAAAGCUUGUGUGCCUUCCCCAGGAAGCAGGGAAACCAAGGCAGCCCCUGCACAGGAGCAUAAGAACUUCUGGGUGGUACACCGGAGGCAGAUGGGGCUGUCCAACCCAUUCCGGGGCCUCAUGAAGCUGGGCACAGUGGAACGGCGGGGGGCCAUGGGCAUCUGGAAAGAACUCUUCUGCGAGCUGUCACCAUUGGAGUUCCGCCUCUACCUGAGCAAUGAGGAGCGCACCUGUGUGGAGAACUGCUCCCUGCUGCGCUGUGAGUCUGUGGGGCCAGCCCACAGCGAUGGGCGCUUUGAGCUGCUCUUCUCUGGCAAGAAGCUGACCCUGCGUGCCUCCUCGCAGGAUGAAGCCGAGGACUGGCUGGACCGGGUGCGGGAGGCCCUGCAGAAGUGCCGGCCUCAGCAGGAGGAUGAGUGGGUGAACAUCCAAUACCCAGAAGAGCCGGAGGAUAUCCCCGCGAUCCCCCAGGGUGGCCUUCCCCCCUACUCAGACCCUCUCUCAGAGCCUGAGACCUUCCAGGGCACACAGUUUGAUUGGUCAUGUGCCCAUGUUCCAGAGCCAGAUGCUAUUAAGGAAUCCCUUCUGUACCUAUACUCAGACAGGACCUGGGUGCCCUAUAUUUUUUCCCUAUCCUUGGAGUCCCUGAAAUGCUUCCGCGUGAGAAACAACGAGAAGAUGUUGAGUGACAGCCAUGGAGUUGAGACCAUCCGAGACAUUUUGCCAGACAUGAGCCUUGGGGGCCCGUCCUGCUUUAAAAUUAUCACAGCCAAGGCUGUCCUAAAGUUACAGGCUGGGAAUGCUGAUGAGGCCACCCUGUGGAGGGAUCUGGUACGCAAGGUCCUGACGUCCUACCUGGAGAUAGCUGAGGAGGCAGUGACACUUGGUGGGAGUCUGGAUGAAAGCUGUCAGGAGGUGCUGAAGUUUGCCACGAGGGAAAACGGUUUCCUGCUGCAGUACCUGGUGGCCAUCCCCACGGAGAAAGGCCUUGACUCCCAGGGCUGCUUCUGUGCAGGCUGCUCCCGACAGAUUGGCUUCUCAUUUGUACGACCCAAGCUCUGUGCCUUCUCUGGCCUCUAUUACUGUGAUAUCUGUCACCAAGACGAUGCCUCAGUGAUUCCAGCCAGGAUCAUUCACAACUGGGAUCUCACCAAGCGCCCGAUCUGCCGACAGGCCCUGAAGUUCCUGACACAGAUCCACACCCAGCCCCUCAUCAACCUGCAGCUGGUGAACGCAUCUCUGUAUGAGCAUGUGGAGCGGAUGCGCCUCAUUGGGAAGAAGCGGGAACAGCUGAAGCUUCUGGGGGAUUACCUGGGCCUGUGCCGAAGUGGGGCCCUGAAGGAGCUAAGCAAGAGACUCAACCACAGAAAUUAUCUCUUGGAGUUUCCCCACAAGUACAGCAUUGCUGACCUCCAGCAGAUUGCAGAGGGCAUGUACGAAGGAUUCCUCAAGGCCCUGAUUGAGUUCGCCUCCCAGCACGUCUAUCACUGCGAUCUGUGCACCCAGCGUGGCUUUAUUUGCCAGAUCUGCCACCACCAUGACAUCAUCUUCCCCUUUGAGUUUGACACCACGGUCAGGUGUGCCGAGUGCAAGACUGUCUUCCACCAGAGCUGCCAGGCCAUGGUGACCGAGGGCUGCCCCCGCUGUGCUCGCCGGCGCAAGUACCAAGAACAGAACGUUCUCACCUAA